UUUCGAAUUUGUAAAAUGGGGGAACUUGAUAAUUUUCAGUUGACAACGCUGCUGAUGUCACUGCUGUCACAUUUAUAUUUUUAUGCAAUAGAAAGCAAUUGAUAUCCAAAUUUAGUGAAAGUCGGUAAAAUUAGUUCAGAAUGUUUUCAGCCCAGAUUUUCAGAAAAUGUCUUAUCCCAGCUGUCGCAGUUAUUACUGAAUCAAAAAUUAAACCAGAAAAACAGAAAGAAGAAUGUCUGUGUAGGCCUAGUGAACUUCCCAUAUAUACCCCAGAAAAAGAACACAGGAGCCCAGAAAGUGUGGAACAACCUGAUGCAACUAUCGGUAUGAUAGAAAAUGCAAUAAGGACAACCCGACAAACCUUAACAAGGUAUUCCGACGAAGCUGCAGCUUACAAAAGAGUAGCAGAAGAACAGUUCAACAAGAGCAAGGAAAAUGUUGAAUGGAUUAUUGAUUACCUGCAAGAAGAAAAUAAUACAAUGCCAAAGGCUGGCGCCAUUGGAAUUGGUGCUCUUACAGGAUUAAUAUUUGGACUUCGAGGUGGCUUUUUCAAAAAGACACUGUUUGCUACUACAGGAGCUCUUGGAAUGGGAGCCGUAUGCUAUCCAAAAGAAGCUUCAGAGUAUGCACAAGUUGGUGCUGUAGAAGGAAAGAAGUAUCUUACAAUUGCUUAUAAUUUUCUUUAUGGAGAUCGGGAAGAGAAACCAAUAGAACAGGUGCCAAAAUCCAAGUGAAUAUAUCGAACAUGGAUGCCUUGUUCAAAUAAAUUAUAGAAUUGUACAUAAAUAAAACCUCAAGUUGA
Molecule: messenger RNA, 802 nt
Organism: Leptinotarsa decemlineata (Colorado potato beetle)
Lineage: Eukaryota; Metazoa; Arthropoda; Insecta; Coleoptera; Chrysomelidae
Gene: Mic26-27
Product: MICOS complex subunit 26/27
Biological process (GO): cristae formation
Cellular component (GO): MICOS complex
Source: RefSeq, a predicted model, not a curated record